CCUUGUGAUGAUAUGUUCAUUGCUCUCAGCCCUCAACUAAAUCCUGAUUAAAUUACCAUAUUACCCUCUAAUCCUGAUGUAACCCAUUAUCAGAAGAUGGUGCACUGUUAGAAAUCCUAGGCCUGACCGUAUCCAAUUCAGGCUCCCUGGCUCUGCCGGGCCGUGGAUCAAAAUGUCAUGGAGGAAGGUAGUGAUGGAAUUCGUUUCUGACCCUUUUGCCCCUUUUGCAGUCCGGUGAAUCCCAGACGUGAAAAGAGAGGGGAAAAUAAGGGGAAGGAAAGAACAAAAAAAAAAAAUAGAGAUUGAUUCAGAUCAGAUCCUCAGCCAGGUAAUUUCAUUUUGUGGGGGGCAUAAGAGAAUUUUCCCAUCGUUUCUGAGGAGUUUUCUGGGGGCAAUAGAUUCUGGAUUUCUAUUUCUUUGUCUUCUCAUGAGAAUCUCCGUCUUUGUUUUUUGCACAAUGCCCUCAUAUUUUGCUGGUUCUUGUGGAUGAACUUUGUAAGUCCACUGUCUAUUUCUUUUAUGUUUCUUGAUUUUGAUCUGUGCAUUUGACUAUUGUUUGAGUGUGUAUGUAUCUGGAAUGAUGUCAUCUUCCUCUGUUUGGGAUGGUUUGAAUUGAAAAAUACGAUCUUUCUGGGUUUGAAGGUUAUGGGUUUGUUGAAUAUCUGUGUAGUUUUCUUAAUUACAAUGUUGACGGUUGGAAAUGAAUGAUCUUUCGGGUUUUAAGGAAAUGGCUUUGCUGCAUUUCUGUGUGUACUUUUCUUAAUUACAAUCUCAAGAGUUGGGGGAAAAAUUUUAUAUGGGUUUGUUGCAUUUGUCUGCAUGUCUUGUUAAUUACAGUGUGGAGUGUGGUUUAUUAGCUUUAGGCUGGUUUGGGCGUGUUUGUUUGUGAUUAAGAAUAAAGGAAGUAUACAUAGGGUUUUUAGUUAUGGUGUCAUGAUUUGAGAUGAUUUUUACUCUGAUAAGUUUGGUGGUGAAGUCUUGGUGAAUGGAGAUUCAGACAAUGGGUUCUCAAGUGGGUGGUCAAUUGGUAAGGCAAAGCUCAUGGUAUAGCCUCACCCUAGAUGAAGUUGAGAAUCAAUUGGGAGACUUAGGCAAACCAUUGGGCAGCAUGAAUGUUGACGAGCUUCUUAAAAAUGUGUGGAUGGCCGAAGCAAAUCAAUGUGUUAGUGCGGACAUUGAUAAUGCUUCUUCAAAGAUUUCUCUGCAACGACAGGCUAGCCUAACGAUAGCUCAGGCAUUGAGUGAGAAGACUGUGGAAGAGGUGUGGAGUGAUAUCCAACAAGGAGAGAAGAAGAAAUGUGGUGAUGACAUCAAAGGUCAGGUGAGAGAGCCUACUCUUGGUGAAAUGAAGUUGGAGGACUUCUUGGUCAAAGCGGCAGUUUUUGUGAAAGGGUUGGAUAUAGUCGGUGUGGUGACCCCACCGAAUUUUCCACAGCAAAUGGGCUUGUCACCUUCCCCUUCUGUUGGCACAUUAUCAGACACAUCAAUUCCAGGGCAUGAAAGGGAUGCUUCGAUGGAAAAGACUGUUGAAAGGCGGCUAAAGAGAAAGAUUAAGAACCGAGAAUCUGCUGCACGGUCACGAGCCAGAAAACAGAUUCAUGUGUGGUGAUGCACAGGCUUAUCAUAAUGAGCUAGUUAGUAAGGUUUCACGAUUAGAGGAAGAGAAUGUAAGGCUCAAGAAAGAGAAGGUAAGGAUCUUUUAUUUAUCUUGUGUUCUGCAUUUGGUUCUUUCACAUAGACUUUGAUUUAAUGUGUUUUGCUUUGUCUUUACUAUCAUUUAUUUAUUGUUUUUUAUAAAAAUUUUAUUCAUAAAGAAACUUUUGGUUGGUUAAGUAAUUGAUGCAUUUGUAUUUUAUACCCACAUUGAUUAAUUUAGGCCGUGAUGAAUAAUUGUAUGACUUUUAGUUUUAUAGCUUCUUUGUAUUGAUAUUAACAAAUUCACCUUGGCUGCACCCCAAAUUACAUGAGCUAAUCAGUCUGAUAGCUUUUCCUGACAGGUGAGGUCAUGAACCCUUCAUAUUGGCUAUUGAAAAGAUACAACAGUUAUGAACUCUGUAUUACUAUCUAUUCAUGAAGUAUUAUAUGUUGAUUACACUUUGUUGACUUGUGUUUUUUAUCAUUCGCAUGGAACUAGCUUAAAUGUUAGGAGCAACUUUUGGGAAACAGAGAUGGCAGAGGAUAUGGGAAACAGAAACUGGAAAAUAUUGGCAAUGGAAACUGGAAGCAUGAUUGAAUUAGAUAUCAGGGGUUGAUGCUAAAGAACAGUUUGAAAAUUCUUGGGUCAUUUCAUAAGAUUCCUAUAAAGGAAUGUUGAAUGUAUGCUAUCAUUUCAUUUUAAUAUACUUUGUUCUUAUAAACAAUGUUGGGCAUACACAAAUCGGUAGGAAAUCAUAAAAAUAACAUUCAAGGAAAUCGUAAAAAUAGCAUCAAUGAUUUAAAGACUUAUAUAUAUAUUUUGAAAAUUUAGAAACAUAUUCUUCAGAAAUUAAGAAGAAUUUAUUGUAGGAAAAUCUUUCAGCUAAUGAGUCUCCUCAUAAAGUGUUUGAAAGGUUUUCAAAUUUUCCUUUUAAUUUUUAGAAAAAGUUUUUUUAUUAUAUUCAGAAGUGGGUUUCUCUCCUAAGAAGUGUCUGUUAGUGUGUACUUGAAAAGAGAGAAGUUGAAGGACCUUUGAAGGCCAUGGGUGUCUUGUUUUUGUUGUUGAAAGAUGGAUUUUUUUUUUCUUCUUUUUUAUGUUUGGUUGAUGGAAUUCCUUAGGCGUAGAGAAAUUGGCCCUUUUUAGAUUUUAUAGACAUUAUUGAUACGGUUAAAACCAGUUUUUUUAAUUAUUGUAUUUUCAUUUCUUUGUUUUGGCUGGAUUUUGUUGCUCCUUAUAUACUCCCUCCAUCCUUGGUUUGCACCCUCUUUCCUUUUUAGAUGCUCCUUUUUAUUAAUAUUCUGACUCUUAUUUGCCUUUAAAGAUGCUUCUUCUAAGCAUGUGUAUGAGGAUGUUUAUUGACAAAACAUGUCUAUUUAUAUAAAGUUGAUAUGAUAUGUGAGCACUGGCAUGCAACUACUUAGCUGUGCUAUUGGCUGUUACUAUUUAUUUUGAAACUGAAUAUGAUGUUUUGAAUGUUUUUGAUAGUAACUACGUAGAAUAUGUUUUUUAAACUGUGAGAGAAUUUUAUGUUCAGUUGUGCUUGUUUUAGUGCUCUGCAAAAUUUGAAAUAAAAUAAGAGUAUGAAUGAUGGACAUUUGUUGUAAUGUAGAUUGUUUUUUGAGAGUUUCUUCUUCAUGCAUAAUCUAUGGCCUGUUGUUUGAAUUAUUAUACUAGAUGUAUAAUGCAUUUUUUAAUUAUACAUUUCAUUUGAUGUAUAGAUUACCAAAGGAAUCUUCCAACACUCUAAGCUUAUUAUUUUGAUAUGGUUUUUAUUCUUUGGAAAUUAUAGUCAUAUCAUGUAACCAGAAUUUUUUUGGUGCAUUUGGAAGGAAAGAAACUGGAGUAUUUUUGAGGGGCGGAGCUGUGGUGGUUAGUUUUUAAAGACUAGCUUCUUUGUUUUUGAAUUUGGGAUUCUGUAGUUGAGGGUUUGCUUAUAUGUUAUUUAUUUUAUUGAUACCGCAGGAUUGUAAUAGGGCUUUGGUUCUCUAUUUUUUUAUGCUUGGGAUUUGGGAUUUGGGAUGACUUUCAUAUGCUUCCUAUGUCACUGGGAUUUCCCCCCUUUAGGUGCUCUUUUGCAUGUAACUUCAUGAAUUAGAUUAGUUUUUCCGGUGGAUUUAUUUGCUUACCAAAAAUGCAAUUUCUAGGUACCUAUGUUGCUUUUGUGCAGGGAUCAAUGGGCAUAUAGGUCGUGUUAGGCUAGGUUUGUUAUUGCCUAUGCUCAACCCUUGUUUGAAUGAUAACUAAAACCCGAUAACUAUAAUUAGGCUCACUUAGGGUUUGUGAAAAAAUAGUUUCAUGUGUAUAUGAUGAACUUAUUUGACAAGGAUGACUAUGCUACUUUUCAGAGCUGAAUUAGUGGCCAUGUUAAUGAAAACUAAUAACAAAACCACCCAGACACUGAAAAAAAGAAGCAAAAGUUGGAGAUCAUGAGCUGCAAAAUUGGUAUGAAACGGCUAGGGUGGAAUUGAUUGGGAUUUUCUUGUAGAAAACCCUGAAAGACUUCAAUUUCCAUCCAUAUGGCUAAAUUUUAUACUGUUUUAGUCUCAAUUUUGUGGUUGACUGUUCUUUAAAAUAGAGAAAAUCUGGAUCCCUUAGCCUUGUAAGCAGUUUGAGACAAGGGAACCUAUUGGUUUUCUUCUUUUGUUGGCUGUAUCCUACAUCAGUCUUUCUGGAGUUCAAAAUAAGAAAUGGCUGCAUGUCAGGGUUUUGUGGACAGGAAUCUUCAUCUCUUCCAACUUUAUUUAUUUAUUUGUUUUAUGCAGAUGAUUGCUAGUCUUUGCCCAGGUUUCCACUAAUUGAGCCAUAGCUGUCAUGUGCAUGGAUCAUGAACUAUUUUAGGUUGGGGAAUUAAUUUCUGAUUUAGUUAAAUAUGACUACGAAAAAACUGAGGACAGAGGGAGAGAGGGAGGGGGAGGAAAGUAGGAUAGGCAUUCCUCUCCCCUGCAAGUAAGGUAGAAAUAGGGCAGUAAGAGAGAAUUCCUUUUAAUUAUCCCUCAUCUUUGGGAUCUAACCUUGUUUUGCCCCCAACAAACUCAUAUAGAAACCUUGAAAACAAGUAGAAACCAUGUAUAUCUCUUUUUUACAAGAGAAUUAUCUUCCCUAUGAUAAGGAAAAAGGUACCUUUAGUCUGAGCUUCUCAGUGGCUCAUGAAGUAUGACUGUCUGCUUGUUGUCAAUGCUAGGACAAGGAUCUGAUUAUUUCACUCCUCUAGGAGGAAGAUGCUAUCUGUGGUGUAUCUCUUAUGAGUAUGGGGAUAUAUGUAGGGGAGGGUUGCUUAUAUGUUCUUGAUUCUAUUGAUAAGGCAAGAUUGUCAUAAAGACUGUUGUUUUUCUCUCUUUUUUAUGCUUUUGGGUUGACCUGUGGGCUGUCACUAGAGGUUUGCUCACAUUAGGUGCUUAUAUAUAUAUUGGAUUAGUUUUUCUGGUGGGUUUAUAUGCUUAGGGAAAAACUAAGUUCCAGGCAUCUAUUUUCAUGUAUGGAUCAACUCUUGUUUGAAUGAUGCUAAAAUAGGAACCUCAACAUUAGAAGCAGUUUGAGGCAGGCAGCUAAUUGCUCCUACCUCUUUCUUCUUUGUAUAGGCUGCUUCUCACAUCAGUCAUUCUAAAGUUCAUGGUAAGAAAUGGCAACAUGUCAGGGAUUCAUGGACCUGAAUUCCCAUCUCAUACUCUUGUUCUAUGUAGAUGACUUAGCUGUCAUGUUGUAUGAAUCUGGUAAUGUUUUAGAAUGAAGAGUUAAUUUCUGCUUUAGUUGAACUCGUCUAUGAAAAAGCUUAGGAGAGAGAGUUUUUAACCUCAACUUUUACCUUUUCCUUUGGUUCAGGGCCAGGGUUUCCUGUCUUUACGAUGGCUUAUCUUCUUGAAGUGCUCUUGAAGGAUGUCUUUUCAGCACAAUUCUGAUUUUAAUGUGUGAGCUUCAGUUGGAAGCUACCUUCUUAGCUUUAGUAGCACUGCUUCCCUUUGACCUCUUGCGUGUUUCUUUUCUGCCAACAUUUUCUUUAUUGAAGACUAGAAAUCAUAUUAUUAUCCUGGUUUUUCUUCCUUUUUUUAUUUAUAUCAAGAUUGCAUUGAACUAUGUUGCAUGGGUUUGGGUAUGAGUUUUAGAUGCGGGUAUAUGCUUGGGUAUUUGAUCCUUGACAGCUCAAAUUUGAAGAUAUGGGGACUCGGCUAAGAAGGAUUCAAACAAUGGGCAUAGGAUAUGGCAUGAUAAAAGAAAAAUCAACUAAAAAUAAAUUGGAAUCGAAGAUGUCUUUUUAAAAGCUCCCAUCUUUUCCUUCCUUCUAAUCUAUUUUUUUUUCCUAAUAUCCCUAAAUAUUCUAGCAAAAAUUCACUUUUUAGUUAAUUCUUCUUUUCUAAUAUAAUUAUUACUAAGAAAGCUGAAAGAAUAAAAAGAUAUUAAUGAAAAUAAACAGCCACAACCAAAGUAAAAUAAGAGUGCUUGACAAAGAUCCCAUACGCUCAUGUCAUGUCAUGCUGGCAUGAGUACAUUGGGUAAAAUUGAAGGAUCAGGGUAUCACAAGCAUCGAGUAAGUUUAAUGGGUUUACUAGUACUAUUGUUGUUGAGAUUGCAUAGAAUUUAUCAUCUGGUGCAAGACUUUUUCCUGCUAUGGAAUUACUAGCUACGGUGGAUACGUUGUGUAUUAGACAAAGAAAUGGAAGACCUCUCCCGUAAUGUUAUGUUAUCUGUUUGUCUUUAUUUAUUUCAUUUUUUAGAAAUUGCUUUUUACUCUUAUUCUUCAAGAUUUCUGUCACCGCCACCGAUCUUCUACAUUCUUUUUCCUUUUUUAAUAAUUUCUUGUAGAGACUGAGUUUUGGUUUCUCUACAAUUCUGUUUAGGAAGUGGAGAAAAUGUUUCCAUGUGAAUCAUCGACAGAACCAAAGUACCAGCUUCGGAGGACAAGUUCAGUUACUUUCUAAAAUAUGUAUCUCCUCAGACCAAAGUUUUGGUAGCUUCCCCAACUGUUCAGGCUAUCCUCGCGGGGGGGUUCAUGGGGCUGCUGCUUUCGACAUUUUUCAUGCAGUAACUGAUUAUUGCUGCUGCUGCUGCUGCUAUUAUGGUCCCAAACUGCAAAACCCCACCACCAAAAUUGGGGGUGGGGGGGCAAGUAGUUAGGGCGUUAUGUACAUUGGUGAGUGAUAGUAAAACCUGUGUAGGAAUGGAAAUGCAAUGUUGCUAUAUGUCUAGGCUUUUUCCAUUUUUCAGGAAAGAAAAGUUAAGGUCAUUGUGUUAGCUAGUUUGCAUAUAUUUCUAGUUAUUCCCUGAAAUUUUGGACAAGUGAAGCAAAAGUUGUGUAGUGAAGGCAACUCAUGAAUGUGCGUUGCUUGCGCCAUCUUCCCUCUA
Molecule: messenger RNA, 6973 nt
Organism: Vitis vinifera (wine grape)
Lineage: Eukaryota; Viridiplantae; Streptophyta; Magnoliopsida; Vitales; Vitaceae
Product: ABSCISIC ACID-INSENSITIVE 5-like protein 2
Exons: 2
Coding region: 986-1609 (207 amino acids)
Biological process (GO): positive regulation of DNA-templated transcription
Cellular component (GO): nucleus
Molecular function (GO): DNA-binding transcription factor activity
Source: RefSeq, a predicted model, not a curated record